Messenger RNA from Cooperia oncophora, 1188 nucleotides. Lineage: Eukaryota; Metazoa; Nematoda; Chromadorea; Rhabditida; Trichostrongylidae. The record is from the annotation of a GenBank genome assembly.
AUGUGCAGUUUACAAGGCGUGAUUCAGCCAGGUGAGACCAGAACGGGAUCACGAGCAGGGAUCAGUGCGGCUUCGUCUCAGGCUGAACAGUUUGAGAUGGUUGAUAUGGAACCAUCGUCAUAUGCCACUGCUCGAGAAGGUCUUCGAGGGGUAGUCGCCAAAAAGGGUCUUUCUGAACCUGCUUUAAGGCCAAAGUUGUCAACACAAGAACGCAUAGAUGUUGAUGAUCUCUUUUUUGCCUUUUCUACUGAUGAUGAUCGGAGUAAACAAGCGCUAUCGGACGAUGCCAAAGGCGGACGACCUUUAGCCACUGUAAUGUCACUACCUAGUGUUCCUGUGCCGACAGCUGACCCAGAGUUGCUGCGAGGUUUCCAUGGUGGGAUAUCACGUUUGGAUCUCGGUGAUGGUCGUUUGCAUAUUCCUAUUGGUCGGGUUCCACUUGGGCCGGUACCCGAAGAGGAUCGCCUUGAGUCACGAGUCUUGCCUCGUUAUCCACUGCUCAAGCAGACUUCUGUUAUGGAGACGACGAAACGCGGAGUUGUUGAUGGAGUAUUGCGGAUUGAUGCUCUGGACCCGUUGGUACGAGACGUUAUUGAAGCGGGAUCUGAUGAAAGGCCCUUGUUCACUUGGUGGGUGACAUCCGUGCAAGUGAUAAUUUGCAUUGUAUCGUUAAUAUUUUACGGCCUCGGACCAGCAGGGUGGGAAAGAGUGGAAAUGAAAGACGAGGUCAUUGAUGUGACGCUAGUUAUGCGCCAAGUCAGCUAUUUCGAACCUGUAAAUCUCUGGAUUGGACCAAGAUUUGCUGAUCUGAUUCGACUUGGUGCGAAAUAUUCUCCCUGUAUGCGACAAGAGCCUGGUCUGUGGAAGUUGAUCAGUGAUGAAAGAAAGAAAGAAAACGCCACAGGAUGUUGCGUGUUUAACGAUCGCACGGGAUGCUACCAGACGGGGCAGUUGAGUUGCCCGGCCACGCUGUCUCGUCGUCGUGGUUCCAUAACGUCAGCAAUAUCAACCCAUUCAUGGCGAACAGCAGGAGCUGUCUGUGGUCAGGAUCCAGAUUUUUGCAUUCGCCCGUAUUCCGUUAGACCAUAUGAAUGGCCCGAUGACUUGACGCGAUGGCCGAUAUGCGAGGAACAUCGCCAAGGUGGUUUUCUACCGGCACAUAUGACAUGUCAGGUGAAUGACUUGUGA